AUGUGCGAGCGCUUUCACAGACAGAUGAAGGCUGCCAUCAAAUGCCAUGCGAGCGAGGAUUGGGUUGAAGUCCUGCCCCUGGUUCUUUUAGGAAUCAGGACGGCAUGGAAAGACGACUUGGCCGCUUCCACCGCGGAAUAUGUGUACGGUCAGCAACUGCGCUUGCCAGGGGAUUUCUUUGAAUCCUCGGGUCAAGAUGCGCCAGCUGAUUACACAGACUUCCUCACUCGCUUGCAGCUUAUAAUGCGCAAGUUACAGCCUUCACCAGUGGCUCGCCAUGGUACGCAUAAAGUGUUCGUACAUAAAGACUUGGCUACGUCGACGCAUGUAUUUCUACGCAAUGAUGCCGUACGGAAGCCCCUGCAACCUACGUAUACUGGGCCUUAUCAGGUGAUUGAACGGGGAGACAAGUUUUUCAAGAUCCUUCUUAAAGGUAAGCCAAAUAAUGUCUCCAUCGAUCGGCUCAAGCCCGCGUACAUGCUAGGCGAACCCGAUCUUAGUCCGGCUCCUAAUCAGCAGCUCGCAGCGCCACCGCCAGCAAAGGCCGAACGCAGAACUCGCUCAGGACGUGUUGUACGUUUCCCUAGUUACUUGUAA
Cydia strobilella is the source of this 597-nucleotide messenger RNA. RefSeq lists its product as uncharacterized. The transcript has a single exon. NCBI's taxonomy places the organism in Eukaryota, Metazoa, Arthropoda, Insecta, Lepidoptera, Tortricidae. Gene Ontology annotation, molecular function: nucleic acid binding. The record is from RefSeq and is a predicted model, not a curated record. The coding region runs from base 1 to 597 and encodes 198 amino acids.